Messenger RNA from Ogataea philodendri, 2040 nucleotides. RefSeq lists its product as uncharacterized. NCBI's taxonomy places the organism in Eukaryota, Fungi, Ascomycota, Pichiomycetes, Pichiales, Pichiaceae. The coding region runs from base 1 to 2040 and encodes 679 amino acids. The record is from RefSeq and is a predicted model, not a curated record. Gene Ontology annotation, biological process: isocitrate metabolic process; tricarboxylic acid cycle. Gene Ontology annotation, cellular component: mitochondrion. The transcript has 3 exons. Gene Ontology annotation, molecular function: magnesium ion binding; isocitrate dehydrogenase (NAD+) activity; NAD binding.
AUGACUAAGGAUAAUCGUGCGGUCGAGUCUGCGAUCUGCUUAAAAGUGAUAUCCAGGGGCCAAUCGCAACUAAACUUCAAGGAUUUGGAAACCAGCUACGUUCCAGCUAGUUUGAAGCUCAUCAGUUCAACGGUUUCGAGCGUCUUCCUCUUUGCUCUCUUAUCCCUUGGCGCCACGCCUAGUCAUUUGAGCCAGGACGAUCCUUCAAUGCAAAUCAACGUUCCUGAAUAUACAUGGCCCUCCUUGGACCAUCUGUUCAUACCGGCUUCAAUUGACGUUUAUCAAAAACCCGAAUUCAAACCCGACUGGGACGACCUGUUUGAAGAAGCACUCACUAACUCAGAAUCAGACUUCACCGACGACCUUUCGCUGCCUCUCACCCAAUUGCCGGUGAUAAAUCCUUUUGUCCAACCCACACCGCUCGCUGCUGACUCCUUUUUACCUACUCCUCCCGAGCCCCAGAUUCCUUCGCUGGAACAAUCAUACAACGGGUGGAUGUUGAACCCGCCUACUAUCCCGCACAACCACACACAUCAACCAGACACGGCGCUCGCACAGAAUAAGAAAUCGUUUGUGUGCGACCUAUGUACAAAGAACUUCACCAGAAGAGAGUCGCUGAAAAAUCAUAUCUCCUCUGUCCACCAGAAGCUCAAGCCCCACAAAUGCCAAUACGCCAACUGCGAUCUGGAAUACUCCACCCCGUCGGAUCUUAGACGACACGUGCGCGAAAAGCACAUACGUAACGCAAACAAACUCUACAUCUGCCAGGGUCACACCCAGGACGGGAAAACCUGGGGGUGUGGCAAGCGGUUCCACCGCUCUUACCAACUGACUGGUCAUUGGAAGAGCAACCGGUCUCAGAAGAAAUGUCGGAUUCCUUCUGAUUUCGACUACGUUCCUGUCAAGGUGUCAGAAGAUAAAUCACCAGAAUUUCUUCCAAUGUACAGAGCAAUUACAAGAACUCCCACCAUGCUCGCAAGAUCGUAUGCCACUGGCAAGGUCACCGGCCAGUUCACCGGAAAGCCUGACGCCGACGGCAAAUACACCGUCACCAUGAUUCCUGGUGACGGUAUUGGUCCAGAAAUUGCAGCCUCUGUCCAGAGCAUCUACAAGGCUGCGGACGUGCCAAUCCGUUGGGAGUCGGUCGACGUGACCCCUUCGCUCAUCAAUGGCAAGACCACGUUGCCUGCUGACGCCGUGGCCUCCAUCAACAAGAACCUGGUGGCUUUGAAAGGUCCAUUGGCUACUCCUGUUGGAAAAGGUCACCAGUCGAUGAAUUUGACCCUGAGAAGAACUUUUGCGCUUUUCGCCAACGUCAGACCAUGCAAGAGUGUGCAAGGUUACAAAACUCCUUAUGAGAACGUGGACACCGUGUUGAUCAGAGAAAACACCGAGGGUGAGUAUUCUGGUAUCGAGCACGAGAUUGUUCCCGGUGUUGUCCAAUCGAUCAAGUUGAUCACCAAGCCGGCUUCCGAGAGAGUCAUCAGAUACGCUUUUGAAUAUGCCAAGAGCGUCAACAAGCCAGAGGUCAGAGUCGUGCACAAGGCCUCCAUUAUGAAGCUUUCUGACGGUUUGUUUGUCGAGACCGCCAAGGAGGUUGCCCAGGAAUACCCAGAUGUCAAGCUUACUUUCGAGCUACUUGACAACACCUCGUUGAAGCUUUGUUCUGACCCAUCCGAGUACAAGUCUUUGGUCAUGGUGAUGCCUAACUUGUACGGUGAUAUUAUGUCUGAUUUGUCUUCUGGAUUGAUUGGUGGUUUGGGUUUGACUCCAUCGGGUAACAUGGGUGACAAGGUUUCCAUUUUCGAGGCUGUCCACGGAUCUGCUCCAGAUAUCGCCGGCAAGGGUCUUGCCAACCCAACCGCCCUCUUGCUUUCCUCUUGUAUGAUGUUGAGACACAUUGGAUUGAACUCGUACGCCGACCAGAUCGAGAAUGCUGUUUUGAAAACCAUUGCUUCUGGCCCAGAAAACAGAACCAGGGAUCUGAAGGGAUCCUCUUCCACCGGUCAUUUUACUGAACAGGUUAUCAAAAACUUAUAG